This is a messenger RNA of Momordica charantia (bitter melon), 1479 nucleotides long. The record is from RefSeq and is a predicted model, not a curated record. Lineage: Eukaryota; Viridiplantae; Streptophyta; Magnoliopsida; Cucurbitales; Cucurbitaceae.
AUGAGGAAGCUUUCAGAAAAAAGUAUACUUCUAUUGGCUCUCUUAUCCAUGGUGCUACUAAUUCAACUUUCUUUCUCCCAAGUUUCAGCCAUAACUUGUCUCGAAAAGGAACUAGAAGCUCUUCUUCGACUCAAGAAAAGCUUUAUUGAUCCAUCUCAUCGCUUGGCUUCAUGGAAAGGAACAGAUUGUUGUAAUUGGGAUGGAGUGGGCUGUAAUGAAACUACUGGAUACGUUACUAAGAUUGAUCUUCGAAACACCAAUGAGGUUUUCCCUGCACUUUUCUUGAGUACAAUUUUAUUAAGUAAUUCAAUUGACUCUAGUUUGUUAGAGUUCAAAUACUUAAAUUACUUGGAUUUAAGUUGGAACUUCUUCCACCAUAGCCAAAUUCCUAAUUUUUUCGGUUCAAUGCUCGAAUUAAGAUAUCUUAAUCUUUCUGCUGCAUCUUUUAGUGGGAAAGUUCCUCCUCAUAUUGGAAACCUUACAAAAUUGGUCGUUCUUGAUUUAUCAUUUAUUGACUUUUACAAUGAAAGAUCGAAGUUGCUCAAUAGUAAUUACGUUGAAUGGAUAUCUCAUCUUUCUUCCUUAAAAUUUCUCUACUUGAGUGGGAUGAAUUUUUCAGACGCUUCGAAUUUGAUGGGAGUGGUUAGUUCUCUUCCUUUAUUGUCGUCUUUAAGGUUGCGUUCUUGUAGCCUUCAAAACCUCCCUUUGUCUUUGGGUUCCUUGAAUUCUUCCUUUCUUACUACCAUUCAACUUCUAGAUUUGUCUUCUAAUUACUUUAGUGGCCCAAUUCCGAAGGCUUUUCAGAAUAUGACAUCCUUGAGAUCCCUCUACCUUUCAGACAAUCAGUUCACUAGCGUUGAAAAUGGACUUUCAUCCUUCAUUGGAAGCAAUUGUCGCUUAAAAAUAUUUGAUUUAUCACGCAACUCUAAUUUUGGUGGAGAUGUAUUUGGAAGCUAUGAAAAUGUAUCUCUAGGUUGCAAUAGAUAUCAUCUUCAAGUGCUUGACUUAUCAAAUACUAAUACGAGAAACAAAAUUCCAAAUUGGUUAGGAAUGUUCAAGCAGUUGCAGUCUCUUGAUCUCUUGGACAGUAACAUUUCUGGUCGAAUUCCUACUUCACUUGGAAAUCUAUCCAACAUUCAAUACCUAGAUCUUUCCCAAAAUAAUCUAAAUGGAGCAAUUCCAACCUCUAUUGGAACAUUAUUGAAUUUGAGGAGCUUGCGUCUUGGAUAUAAUAGAUUGAAAGAGGUGGGUGAGGAAUGUUUUGGAAGUUUGGAGGAGUUAGACAUAUCGAGAAACUUGCUCAAAGGCAUUGUUACAGAAACUCACUUUGCUAAUCUCUCUCAGUUACAGACCUUACUGAUUAGCAACAAUGAACUUCUUUCAUUGGACAUGAAAUCUGAUUGGGUUCCUCCCUUUCAAUUGAACUUUCUUGAUGCAGACUCGUGUAUUGGUUGUUUUGGAAGCAAGUUCCCUCAAUAG